CUUAGAAUAUUGAGGGCAAAAUUAGGAAAUUAAGGCCCCAUGUAACAGUACUGUAAGGCAUGGCCUUUCAGCUUACCCAAGAAAGCUUAUGACUUGAUGUGGCUGCAAUCCACCAGAAGUCCUGGCACUUUGCUGCCCUACUUAAUUGAUGGAUCACACAAGAUCACCCAGAGCAACGCCAUCCUGUGCUACCUUGGCCACAAGCACAACCUGUGUGGGGAGACAGAGGAAGAGAGGAUUCAUGUGGACAAUUUGGAGAACCAGGUCAUGGACACCUGAAUGCAGUUGGCCAUGGUUUGCUACAGCCCUGACUUUGGGCCGGCAUAGCUUUGUGAAGCCAGCCUCUGCCAGGGAGCUUGUGUCUCAAGGUGGUGACAGUCGUGUUCUGCUUCAAGAGAAACGGAGGCCAGAGUACUUAGAAGGCCUUCCUGAGAAGAUGAAGCUCUACUCUGAGUUCCUGGGCAAGCGGCCAUGGUUUGCAGGGGACAAGGUCACCUACGUGGAUUUCCUUGCUUAUGACAUCCUUGACCAGCACCGUAUAUUUGAGCCCAAGUGCCUGGACGCCUUCCCAAACCUGAAGGACUUCCUGGCCCGCUUUGAGGGCCUGAAGAAGAUAGCUGACUACAGGAAGAGCGGCUGCUUCCUCCCCAAACCAAUCUUUGCAAAGAUAGCCCUUUGGAACCCAAAGUAGGACCUCACAGCCCAUGCCUGGGAGAUAUUCUUGAACACCUUGGUCAUGGUGCUGGCCUUUGGGCAUGGCUCUGUGCUCCAACACGUGAAGUUUUCUCCUUUCCAUUCCCUAUUCCUCCAUUUCUUCUUCCCAGCCCUUCUCUCAAUCAUGCCUCUGGGCUCGACUGAGCUCGCCAUUCCUUCCUCAGUUUCCUCCUCCUAUUCUUUGACCCUGCCCUGCACCCAGGCUUGCCUCACUGCUUUUGGAGGAAUGUCCCAGAUCCCAGAACCCCAGCAUGGCCUGAGAGAUCAGACCUGCCCUCAUGCUGCCCUGGUACUCAGAGUGAAGAGCUAAGCCCCGUGUGAGUGG
Meriones unguiculatus (Mongolian gerbil) is the source of this 1039-nucleotide messenger RNA. RefSeq names its product glutathione S-transferase Mu 2-like. Gene Ontology annotation, molecular function: glutathione transferase activity. Gene Ontology annotation, biological process: glutathione metabolic process. The transcript has 6 exons. Bases 149 to 691 code for a protein of 180 amino acids. Lineage: Eukaryota; Metazoa; Chordata; Mammalia; Rodentia; Muridae. The record is from RefSeq and is a predicted model, not a curated record.